AUGUUUUCACAAUCAAUGGCGAGUAAACAGAAACUAUCAUCACUAAAAAUAACUCCAAAUUUAUGUGAAAUAUCAACCGAAUAUCCUACAUUGAAAGAAUAUUUUACUCCUCGUCAUCUAUGUACAAGUACAAAACCAGAAAUUUCUCAAACGAUUCAGAUUGAUAAAUUCUCAAAUAGAACAAUAAAUCAAGAUCAAGAUCGACACGUUAAAGAACCGAAGACACAUUCAAAAAAUGCCACAGAACAUACAGAAGUAAUCAAAUUAUUUCAAUAUUAA
Molecule: messenger RNA, 279 nt
Organism: Rotaria socialis
Lineage: Eukaryota; Metazoa; Rotifera; Eurotatoria; Philodinida; Philodinidae
Source: the annotation of a GenBank genome assembly